AAAGAAAGAAUCAAAGAUCAUAAUGGUCAACAAGUGGAGGCCACGCGCCAAAGUAACGCGUCGGUCGAAUCUAAUGAUCACUCUCUCAAAUCUCAAUCUCCUAGAAACAAAGAAAACAAGAAAAACAGAUAAAAAUUAUAAAGAAUCUUCUUCUCAAGUCUCUUCACAAGUCUUUGUGCCUCAAAAUCAAUAAUAUCUCUCUCUUUGCAUCUUCCUCGUUCAUCAUCAUUGCGUUUCCUUCCUCCUGUUUUUAUUACAUAGUGGUUUGAGAGACCAUCAAGACUACUACUACUGAAUACAAGAAGAGAUUCAAGAUUUGAGACUCUUCUCUCUCUCUUUUUGAGGAUGAGAGAGGAAGAUUCCAAUUGGUUCUCUAAAUGGGAAGAAGAGCUUCCGUCCCCGGAAGAGCUCAUACCAUUAUCUCAGUCCUUAAUCACUCCUGAUCUCGCCAUCGCCUUCGAUCUCCACCGUCGCAACACCGAAAACUCCCCUCAAACUCUACCUCAAACCACGCUGCCACAACCCAAUUCCUCUGCUGAAUUCGCCGGAGACUCCAACGGAGACGAGCCAGCAAGAACUCUGAAACGUCCACGUUUAGUGUGGACGCCGCAGCUGCACAAGCGUUUCGUCGACGCCGUGGCUCACCUCGGGAUCAAGAACGCUGUUCCUAAAACCAUCAUGCAGCUUAUGAGCGUCGAUGGUUUGACAAGAGAAAACGUAGCUAGCCAUUUGCAAAAAUACAGGCUUUACCUGAAAAGAAUGCAAUCCGGCGGCGGUGGAAGCGGCGUGGGAGGAACCGUCGGUGAGUCCGAUCAUCUCUUUGCUAGCUCACCUGUUCCUCCACAUUUCCUUCUUCCGACAAGUAGACAAAGCUCCGACCAUUUCAUACCGUCUUUUGUCCCAAUUUCGACUCAGCAUCCAGCAGCUCAUCUGCAACAACCGUCUCAGUUUCUCCACCGACAAAUCUCCGCUGCCAAUUUCACUUCACCGACCAAAGCGACCGACCAAGCAAUGUUCUUGGCAAGGCAGAGUCAACAGCAACCAGUUUUCAGACCAGCUUCAUUGCAUGUGCAUAGUCAAGUGGCUAACUACACACAAGAUUUGGAAUUAGAAGCCAAAACGGUCUUGACUCUGUUUCCAACUCGAGACGAUUGAAUAUAUAUUAUUGAACAUUCACAAAUCCGAGCUCUGCUUUUUUUUUUUUUUUUUUUUUUUUUUUUUGGUCUUUGCUCUGUGACCAGAUCUUCCAAAGUGUUUCUACAAUCCUCUGGUCUCCUCCUAAGAAGAUUUGAGUUUUACUCUUGUAAAAUUCUGAAGUACCUAAAAAGAAGUGAUCUUUUUCACUUGUUUAGAUUUGAUUACACAAACUACUUUAUUGUGUUUUUUUCUU
Messenger RNA from Capsella rubella, 1390 nucleotides. Its product is annotated as transcription factor MYBC1. Gene Ontology annotation, biological process: regulation of DNA-templated transcription. The transcript has a single exon. Bases 346 to 1155 code for a protein of 269 amino acids. Gene Ontology annotation, cellular component: nucleus. The record is from RefSeq and is a predicted model, not a curated record. Gene Ontology annotation, molecular function: DNA binding; DNA-binding transcription factor activity. NCBI's taxonomy places the organism in Eukaryota, Viridiplantae, Streptophyta, Magnoliopsida, Brassicales, Brassicaceae.